UGACAGUUUUUAUCAGAAAUAGAAGAAGAACUUUCUAAUUUCUAGGUGUUUCUAGGUUAUAGUUUUCAGAAUCCAGAGAGGCCGACUAGAUAGAUAAAUAAAAAUAAGAAUAAAAGAUUUUCAUUUGUGGAAAAUUAAUAAGUGAAAAUCGCCAAAAUGGACAACUUAGAAACCAAUAUUAUGGAUAAGUCGAUGAGAUCAGUCUUCGUGGGGAAUAUUCCAUAUGAAGCAACUGAGGAAAAAUUGAAAGAUAUAUUUGGCGAAGUUGGACAAGUACUAUCUUUUAAGCUCGUGUUUGAUCGUGAAACUGGAAAACCCAAGGGAUAUGGUUUCUGUGAAUAUAGAGAUCAAGAAACCGCCUUGAGCGCAAUGAGGAAUUUAAACGGUUACGAAAUAGGCGGAAGAAAUUUAAGAGUGGACAAUGCUUGUACUGAAAAAUCUAGAAUGGAAAUGCAAAAUCUCCUCAACCAACCUCCAGUAGAGAAUCCCUAUGGAGAGGCAGUUCAAGCUGAAAAAGCUCCUGAGGCUAUAAGUAAGGCUGUUGCAUCUCUACCUCCUGAACAAAUGUUUGAAUUGAUGAAGCAAAUGAAGACAACUAUUCAGAAUAAUCCAACAGAAGCAAGGCAGAUGCUUUUACAGAAUCCGCAGCUUGCCUAUGCUCUUUUACAAGCUCAAGUUGUAAUGAAAAUUAUUGACGCAGCUACUGCAGUUAGUUUACUUCAUCCCGUGAACCAAGUGCCAGCGACACUUAUGCCUGGAGACAAGAAUGUUCCUGUCCAAGUACCAGUUAAUAAUCAGUACAGGGAGCCUCCAGCACCUGUUCAACCGCCUGUCCAUCCAAGACAAGACUUCCAACCUGUUCCUCCUCCUGUUAUGCAUCCAUCUCAAAAUCAAGUAUUUCCAAGUCAAGAUAUAGAUCUGAGAUCCAUUGGUGGUGUGCCAGAUCUAAGAAACCUAAGACCCAUGGGUGACCAGGAUAUGAGACAAAUGCCAUCUGCUAUUCAAAAUCCCUUACCACCAACUAUCGGAGAAAGUAUUCUUAAACAAGGAGAUAUGAAGGGUGAUAGCUUUAUUCGAGAUCCUAGAGCAGCGCAGGCGUUUGCAGGAGAUCCAAGACAAGCACGCAUGGAUCCACGUCAGAAACCCAUGGUGCCUCCUCCUCAAAGCCAAAUGCCCAUACCACCUCCAAUCGCAAGACCACCUGUAAUGCCGCCUCAGCCUCAAGUUCCUGUGACGAGAGCAGCACCUCCACCUCAACCGUCUCCAGCUCCUACUCCUGCAACGGCCAGUCCAAAUGUUGCAAAUGCUGGGGCUUCGGAUCAAGAAAAGGCCGCACUCAUUAUGCAAGUAUUGCAGCUGUCAGAUGAACAGAUCUCUAUGCUUCCGCCUGAACAGAGGAAUAGUAUUUUGGUAUUAAAGGAACAAAUUGCAAAAAGUGCACACACACGUUAAAUUUUUUUGGUUCUUUUUAUUUUUCAAGUUUUUAUAACUAUUAUGUACGAUGCAGACGAUACAUCUAAAGAUCUUAAUUCAUGCCAGUAUAUAUUUUUAUCUCUCACAUUCACAUAUUUAAAUCAUAAAUAAUAGCCAUGUCAUUGUACUUUUUUCAUUUCUGGUUGAAAAAUUGUUGAUUGUUUUUUCAAUUGCUAUUUUAAACCAAAUAUUUCUUUCUCUUGUGCAUGCCUUACGAUACUAUAGUAAUCACAGUCUUAGUGGUUUCAGGAAUUUUAAAAUAAUAUCAUUAUUCCAAAGUUAUAUUACUUCCUUUAAAACAUAUUUCCUUUCAAUUUUUUCUCGGUUAUGAUUAAUAUUCCCAUUGGUAUAGUCUGAUCAUUCAUUUUUCUGUGUGUUCUUAUGUUAUAAAUACAAUUUUUAAGUUAAUAAUCAAUUAAGUUAAUUUUAGCAUUUUUAUAAAGGUUACUUAAGCAAACUAUUAAAGGAUUAAUAAAGAAUAAAUAUCAA
Diabrotica virgifera virgifera (western corn rootworm) is the source of this 1962-nucleotide messenger RNA. RefSeq names its product cleavage stimulation factor subunit 2 (gene CstF64). Lineage: Eukaryota; Metazoa; Arthropoda; Insecta; Coleoptera; Chrysomelidae. Gene Ontology annotation, cellular component: mRNA cleavage and polyadenylation specificity factor complex. Gene Ontology annotation, molecular function: mRNA binding. The transcript has 10 exons. Gene Ontology annotation, biological process: mRNA 3'-end processing. The coding region runs from base 157 to 1452 and encodes 431 amino acids. The record is from RefSeq and is a predicted model, not a curated record.